AUGGCGAAUAAGAUAAUCCCCAUGGAGGCCGUUGCGAGUCAGCGCAAGCUGGUCGGCGGAUGGCGGCCGCGGAAGGGGAAAUACCUCCUGGCGCUCUGCACCACUGGGAGACUGACCAAUCAGCUGCCUUCCGUCUACCCUUUUCCCUCCCUUUCUCCUCCCGCGUCCGCAGAGCAGCAGGAGUGCAUAAUGACUUACUUCAUCUUCGCAGUCCUCUUGAACCGCACGCUGCUAAUCCCCCCUCUCGCCGUCGCCCAACACACCGGCCUCAACCUAAUCUGGCCCUGGACCGCCGUCUUUAAUGUCCCCAGACUGCAUACCUGCCUCUCGCCCUCUUACGGCCCCCUCACCACGCUCCUACUACCGGACUACCUCGCCCGCUCCCACUCCCCCCAUGCUUACGUGGCACACCUUAUCUGCCUCAAGCCCACGUGUAAUCAUGAGUGGACGCUGCGAGUGUUGCUGCGGGAGGUGCCUGAGAUCAAGCUAGCGGACAAGAAAGGCCGCCCGAUAGCUGUGAAUCAGAGCUUGGUGGAUAGGAUGGGGAAGGUUCAGCUGGAGAAGCUUCUAGAAGCUGUAAAGGUGGUGGAGGGGGAGGAGGAGAGGGCGGAGGCGGAGGAGGGAGGAAGAGCGGUGGAGGGGGAGAGUCACGCUGACUCUUCAGGGGGAGAGCAAGUUAAGGAGCAAAUAGGAGGGAGUGGAGCAGUAGGAAAAGGGGCAGCAGCAGCAGGAGGAGGAAGUCGUGGAGAGGAAGCAUCAAUGCGGAGACGAUUGAAUGAAGUGGGCAGUGGAGCAGAGGAGACAGCUAUUAUGGAGUUCGUGGAUGGCUUCAUUGCAACGCACCUGCCAUCUCCCUUCAUGGCUGUGCAUCUCAGGCGGGGUGAUUUCUCCGGCCAUCUAAAGAAUCAGAGCUACAAGCGGCACGUGUUCCUGCCCAUAGCAGCGGUGGGAGAUUUCAUUCUCUCCCGCGUCGCUGCUGCCAACCUGCACACGGUACUGCUCGCCUCUGAUGGCACUGACGCAGAGGUCGCCAUGUUGACACAACUGAUCACAGCCAACAACUCCACGAGGCUUGUCACACUACACGAGAGCCGCUUCACAUGGGCCGACACACACAAUGAGCCCUGGGGACAGGCGCUAUUAGCUCUGGAGCAGAGCCUGCCCGAGGGGGGAGGCAAGGGGGUGGUGCGGGCGCUAGCAGAGAAGUACAUCUGUGCGCGGGCUCACGUGUUCUAUGGCACGGUUUACUCCACGUUCUCCACGGAUAUUAUCAGGAUUCGGGCGGCGGAAGGGGUGGCAAACUGCAUGGAUGGGAAGGUGGGGGAGGAGGGGUAG
Messenger RNA from Closterium sp. Naga37s-1, 1335 nucleotides. NCBI's taxonomy places the organism in Eukaryota, Viridiplantae, Streptophyta, Zygnematophyceae, Desmidiales, Closteriaceae. The record is from the annotation of a GenBank genome assembly.